AUCUAAUUGCACAGAGUAGCCAAGUCAACGCCGAGUAGCGAAAGAAACAUAUACAAAUUCUGGAAGCUGCUAAUUGGCACACCACUGGUGGUGGACUAUAAAAAUAAGCAACUAAAAAGCUAAACACUAAGCCGCCGCCGGUUCUAGUUCUGCGUGCUUGGCGCAAAAAGCAAAUAAAAAUCAUAAAGAUCUUGGGGCAGUGCUGCAAUCGAUAAAUAAAUUCUGUGUGCGUUUUGUGGAAAUAAAAAGUGAAGAAGUGUGGGAAACGAGGGUCGUUAAAUUUAAUCACUGCCCAACUAGCUUAAAAGUGGGCAAAAAAUGAUUCACAGUCAGAUGGAGGACGCGGGCUACCAAAUUCGGCAGCAGGUUCUCAACCCGAACCAGCGCCAACAGCUGGAGGAUAACCGCCGCAUCAAAGAGCAGAUGGAGCAGUUGCAGAAAGAAAACGCCUCCCCGACCCGCCUCUACCUGCGCAAGAUGAAGGUCCAGGCGGAUGUGAACCUGCUCGACCAUCACGACUCCUUCUACCACACCACCAAGAGUCUGCUGGUGCUGUUCCAGAUCAUGGGCGUCAUGCCGAUCGUGCGCAGCCCCCCGGGUGUCAACAUGCCCCGGACGACCUUCAACUGGGGCUCGCGGGCCUUCAUCUGGGCGUACCUGAUCUACGCCAUCGAAACCGUCUACGUGGUGCUGGUGGCCAAGGAGCGCAUCAACAAGUUCAUCUCGAACAGCGACAAACGAUUUGACGAGGUUAUUUACAACGUCAUCUUUUUUUCUAUCAUGGUGCCGCAUUUUCUCCUUCCAACGGCCUCCUGGCGGAACGGAGCUGAGGUGGCCAAGUUUAAGAACAUGUGGACCGACUACCAGUACAAGUACCUGGUGGUUACGGGGAAGCCGAUCGUGUUUCCCAAGCUGUACCCGAUUACGUGGGCGCUUUGCGUCGUUUCCUGGGGGGUCAGCUUUGCGGUUAUAAUGUCCCAGUAUUAUCUGCAACCGGACUUUCAACUGUGGCACACGUUCGCCUAUUAUCACAUUAUAGCGAUGCUCAACGGAUUCUGCAGCCUUUGGUUCGUCAACUGCACGGCGUUCGGCGAGGCGUCCAAGGCCUUCGCCGCGGAGCUGUCCAACAUUUUCGCCACCGACCGUCCGGCGGACAAGCUCACCGAGUACCGGCACCUUUGGGUCGAUUUGAGCCACAUGAUGCAACAGCUAGGAAAAGCGUACUCCAACAUGUACGGCAUCUAUUGUUUGGUGAUUUUCUUCACCACAAUUAUCGCCACGUACGGGGCGCUCAGCGAAAUCAUCGAGCACGGCGCGACCUAUAAGGAGGUCGGAUUAUUCGUCAUUGUUUUCUACUGCAUGAGUCUGCUGUUUAUCAUUUGCAACGAGGCCCAUCACGCGUCCAAACGGGUGGGUCUCAACUUUCAAGAACGUCUGCUGAACGUAAACCUGACGGCGGUGGACAAAGCGACCCAGAAGGAGGUGGAAAUGUUCCUGGUGGCCAUCGACAAGAACCCGCCGACGAUGAAUCUGGACGGCUACGCCAACAUCAACCGAGGGCUAAUCACAUCUAACGUCUCCUUCAUGGCAACAUAUCUGGUCGUGCUGAUGCAGUUCAAGCUGACCCUGCUGAGACAGAGCGCCAAAAAGGCACUGAUUGCAUCGCUGACGACCAAUUUGACCAACAUUGCGGCGCCCAAAACGAACCCACAAUAGACAGAGACACAACCCUGCUGGACUUUCUUUCCCAAAUCAGCAAAAAAAAAGCAAAUAUUUCCCGAUUA
This is a messenger RNA of Culex quinquefasciatus (southern house mosquito), 1784 nucleotides long. RefSeq names its product gustatory and odorant receptor 22 (gene Gr21a). NCBI's taxonomy places the organism in Eukaryota, Metazoa, Arthropoda, Insecta, Diptera, Culicidae. Bases 319 to 1716 code for a protein of 465 amino acids. The transcript has 6 exons. Gene Ontology annotation, cellular component: membrane; dendrite; axon. The record is from RefSeq and is a predicted model, not a curated record. Gene Ontology annotation, biological process: sensory perception of taste.